Molecule: messenger RNA, 777 nt
Organism: Centropristis striata (black sea bass)
Lineage: Eukaryota; Metazoa; Chordata; Actinopteri; Perciformes; Serranidae
Gene: spmap2
Product: sperm microtubule associated protein 2
Exons: 6
Coding region: 71-745 (224 amino acids)
Biological process (GO): spermatogenesis
Source: RefSeq, a predicted model, not a curated record
CAGACACCUUCAGUCUGUGAAGGUGAAGAAACAUCAUCACUACAGCAGCUGAUCAGCUUCAACCGUCUCCAUGGCAACCAGGACCCAGAGGCUGGCUCAGCCCAAACCAGACCGCCUGAGAUACCCAGACCGUCGUUCUGUUUACUGGUUGGAUGAUCUGCCAGUAGAGAAGUCUGGUUCCACCUCUAGACCUGCCCGUCUCCCCUCUGGGAGCCCGUCUCCCCUGUGGGCGGUGAGUGUUUGGGCCCUGGGGGCCGUCCCCUCUGAUCGGCUGUGUCUCCUGGCUCGACCCCGGGCCCCUGCAGCUGGUUGGCAGCCGGACCGCCCUGUCCUCGGCCCUUUGAACAGAACGACUCAGACAGCCGUCGCCUCCUCAAGAAUCUGUCAGCUUGCUCAACCCAGAAGAAGGCUGCAGGUCCUGGAGGCUCCUGGUCCCAGAACUAGACCAGGACCCCCGACCCACAUACCCUGCAGAGCAUCAGCACACAUAGAGCUGCUGGCUACCCCGAAGCCCGACCCCCCCGGGUUUAAAGGGGAGCGCUCCGUGUUCUGGCCCGUCUCCAGAGCGGCCAGGACCUCGGUGGCCAGCCAGAGACUGGUUGAGCUGUCGGGUCCCAGAGAGAGGAGGGGUCUGUUUGAGGGGUUCGACCCGUACCUGGUGAGCCGGGCGGCCCGCUCCGCCAGCCCGUCGCCACGGAUACAGCAGCUCUGUCUGCCUCUGCCUCGGAAAUGUCACUCAAACUGAAAGUUAUCACCAUGUAAAACUGUGAAAAAAGG